GUUGCAGCUGCGCGGAUGGUGGCAACCAUGGCAGGUCGAGCAUCGAUGGUCCGAGACAACUGCGAAGGUGGCAGUGAGACAGGCAUGGCCUACAUCGGCGACGGUAUCGCUUCACUUCCUUCAAAUCUCCGAUUCCCACAUCACGCUCUCGCCGCUGUCUGGUCAAGAAGUAGUGUACGGCAAGAGGAUGCACGAUGCCUUUUACGGCGGCUCGCCGUGCUUGUGGAACAGAUCCACUGUUCAAACUGCUCCCAUGUUCCGCGAACUUGUGGAUGUGGCUGCUUCAGCCGCCGUCGACGCCGUUCUGCUUUCGGGUGACAUCGUGAGCUUUCCCCAGGCCUCCGCAGUCGACACGGUCAGCGGCCUUCUCAACGAGACCAUGCGGUACAAAUGUGGGCCUCAGCAGGGGCGCCGCAUUCCUCACGUCUUCACCAGUGGGAAUCAUGACUGGUUUCUCGAGGGCCUUCCGGGAAGUCAGCCGGAGCUUCAGAGAACCUGGCGGUCUGCGCUGCGUCCGCUGUAUGUCUCCAGCGCAACAUGGGGUGACUAUCCGCAGUUCGACUACUCCAGCAUGGAGGUGGAAGGCGUGCUCCUGGUAGUCAUCGACAACUCACGCUACCAGGUGACCCAUGAGCAGCUGGCCUUCUUCCGGGAGCAAAUGCUUCGCUGGCUGCCCACUGUGCUGGUGCUUCAUGUGCCGCUCUCGCUGACAGACAGUUUGCGGCCCCAUCGCGGCUUCGUCUUGUGUGGUGAUCCUGCUUGGGGAGAGGCCACAGAUCGAUCCUGGCGAGAUGAACGACGGGACCCCUGGCCGAAGGAGGGCAACGACCGUGCCACUGAGCUUUUCCUUGAGGCGGUCCAAGCAGCUGCGGCGCCGGCCGGGCCUCUUCUUGCAGUCUUGACCGGCCACACCCAUGGUCACGAUGCGACAGUCUUUGGACGCUCCGAGGAAGCGGGUCAUGAAAGCAGUUCUUCGGACACCGUGCCGUCUGCUGUCCAGUACAUUUGCGAGCCUUCCAUGCGGGGCGGCCAUCGUUUUCUGAACGUGGUUCUGACCUCCGCCGAAGGCCCGGGUGAGAGUCGAGACAGAAAAGCUGAGUCUCUGAAGAUCGUUCUUUCCCACUCUGCAGUUUCAACGCCAGUCAAUUCCAUGCUUGAGCAUGGGCCUACAUGUAGCACCAUCGACAUGAUGUGUGAUCUUGUCUAUGGCAUUUCAAAAGCAGAAGCUCAGCUCAUUCUCAUGAAGCAAGUCCCUGUUUUCAGCAAUGAGAGAGGACAAAUCGAGAGACUAACCCAGGAAGGAAGGAAGCUACGGCGCAUUCAGACUUGUUACGAAGCUUGGAGCUGUAACAAGCUUCAGCCCAGCUCUUGGAGAAGCAAUCCUACGGCACUCCGACGGCAUUCGUGUUGCGAACCUGUCAUCUCAGUCUUGGCCAGAACCCCUCGGAGUGACUUUGAGCAAGCGCACGGCCGCGCAUGA
Molecule: messenger RNA, 1480 nt
Organism: Symbiodinium necroappetens
Lineage: Eukaryota; Dinophyceae; Suessiales; Symbiodiniaceae
Source: the annotation of a GenBank genome assembly